This is a messenger RNA of Funneliformis mosseae, 802 nucleotides long. Lineage: Eukaryota; Fungi; Glomeromycota; Glomeromycetes; Glomerales; Glomeraceae. The record is from the annotation of a GenBank genome assembly.
AUGAGCUUUUUACGUUAUAAAACUCACAUCGAAGAAGGCGAAUUAGUUAUUGCUUAUUUAUCGCGCGAAAAUAUGACACCACUUAUAGUUGAUUCCAAGAAAACAUACAAUAACAAAUUUGGAAUAUUUAAGCAUAAAGACAUGAUAGGUUUUAUGUAUUUACUUCACCCAACACCAGAAUUAUGGACCCAUGUAGUUCCACAUAGGACACAAAUUUUAUAUGCCGCUGAUAUUUCUUAUAUAACAACGUAUCUCGAUUUAAAACCUGGUUCUGUAGUACUAGAAUCCGGAACGGGGAGUGGAUCAUUUUCACAUUCUUUGGCACGAACAAUUGCACCAAAUGGUCAUUUGUAUACAUUUGAAUUUCACGAAGAGCGGGCAAAAGCCGUGAAGCAGGACUUUGAAGAGCAUGGCUUGUCGGAUCUUAUUACAAUAGAAUGUAGAGAUGUUUGCAAGAAUGGUUUCGGCGUUACCGAUUUAGUCCAUGCUGGCAAGAUAAGUUGUUUUAGUCCAUGCAUUGAACAAGUGCAACGGACUUGUGCGUCCUUGAAUGAAAAUGGUUUUGUUGAAAUUAAGAUGUAUGAAUGUCUUAUGCGUGAACAUGAAAUUAAAACAAUACCUAUAUAUACGGUUACUGAUGCUGUAAAUAAAAUUAAAUUACAACAAGAUAAAAAACGUAAACGUAAGGAAGAUCAAGAUGAACAGGAUAAUGCUAAUGCUGAUAGUCAGGUUUCUAAAUCAAAACAAGAUCCUCCAAAUCUGUAUGUUUCCAAAACACCUAAUGAAGUCAAAGGUCAUACCA